AUGAAAUUCUGGAAAAGGGCUUCCGGAGCACUAAAAGAUCGCAGAAGUCUUCUGAAGGCGAGCUUCACUCAACAAUCCGCUUUCCGAAAUCCCGACAUAGAAGUGGUGGUCAUCAAAGCCACCACGCAUGACGAAACCCGUGUUGAUUACCGUAACGCUCAACGUGUUUUUGCCUGGGUGGGGAUCUCUGACGACUAUCUGCGACAGGUGUUGUGGGCCCUUACACACAGGAUGUGGAGGUCCCACAACUGGGUGGUGGUGUUGAAGGGACUCAUGCUUUUGCAUGGAGUUUUCUGUUGUAAAGUUCCUGGAAUUCAAGAGAUAGGACGGUUACCUUUUGAUAUGAUGAACUUCAAAGAUAAGCAUACAAGGCGUGGGAAAUUAUCCGGUUUGAACGAGUUUAUCCGUGCGUAUUAUGUUUUUCUGGAUGAGAAAUCGGCCUUCAUAUUCUUCCAUUCGCAGGAACAGAGAGAUCGAAGGGUCAAGGAACAGAUGGCCUUGCUAUCACGAGAGGGAUCGACUGAAGAGCAAAAAGAGAAAUCGACAAUCCAAGAUCUAAUUUGGUUGCAGAAACUACAAGGAUUGCUCGAUUUGUUGCUCCAGAUCCGACCUAAGUCUAGGCAAAUGGUCAACUUGCUUGUUCUUGAAGCCAUGGACUGCAUCGUAAUCGAAUUUUAUGAUAUAUGCGGCCGCAUUAGCAAUGGAAUUGGAAGUGUUCUUCUGACGAUUUACUGUGUAGGGAAAAACGACGCCAAAAUGGUGUUGUCAAUCAUGCAGAAAGCCAAAGUUCAACAUGAACAGAUCUCGCUUUAUUUUGAUUUUUGCUGGGAGAUCGGUGUUGGUAACGCCUCUGAAAUCCCCAAAAUGGAACAAAUGCCUGAAGAAGGUAUUCGACAACUGGAACAGAUAAUAAAUGAAGCUUCAGAGCAAUUCAAACUUGAACAAGAACAGGAGAAAUCCAUAAUUGUUAUGGAGCACCAUGAUUCGACGAAAACACCUAAUCUCGACAACUCAACAACUCUGAAGACUGUGAUAAGAGAUGAUUGGGAGGUUUUUGAAAGCAAACAGAUGAAAUCAAAUAAGGAUCCUGAGCUUAUCGAUUUGUUUUCUCCUCCUGGGAAGAACAACAUCAUAAUCAAUCAUUUAGUGCAAGAAAACACCAUUGAAUUUCCGGAUCUAAUUAGCUUAUGA
Lactuca virosa is the source of this 1191-nucleotide messenger RNA. The record is from the annotation of a GenBank genome assembly. NCBI's taxonomy places the organism in Eukaryota, Viridiplantae, Streptophyta, Magnoliopsida, Asterales, Asteraceae.